Spodoptera littoralis (African cotton leafworm) is the source of this 1206-nucleotide messenger RNA. The record is from the annotation of a GenBank genome assembly. NCBI's taxonomy places the organism in Eukaryota, Metazoa, Arthropoda, Insecta, Lepidoptera, Noctuidae.
AUGUUAUCCAAGUUGCCAAGAUCGUGCGAUACAUUUGUCGUGUUACCGCCGUUAACAAAAAAUCAAUCCGUCGUGUUUGGAAAAAACUCUGAUCGUCCGCAGAACGAAGUCCAAGAAGUAGUUUUAGUCAAAGGAGGGCCCAGGGAUGAUAAGCUAAAGUGCACUUACAUCACCAUAGAUGGGUUUUCACCAGUAAAUACAGUAAUAUUGAGCAAACCAGCUUGGAUGUGGGGAGCUGAGAUGGGUGCUAAUGAUAAAAAUGUAGUUAUUGGCAAUGAGGCAGUUUGGACUAAUAACAAUGAAGGAGAAGGUGAUGCACGACCCAAGCGCUUGUUAGGGAUGGACUUGGUGCGCCUAGGAUUAGAGAGAGCUAACACUGCAGAAGGAGCAUUAGAUGUGAUAACAUCACUACUUGAGAAGUAUGGUCAAGGCGGUCCUUGCUCUGAACAUGAUGAUAGCCACAUCUAUCACAACUCCUUCCUUAUAGCAGACACCAAAGAAGCCUGGGUUUUAGAGACCAGCGGCAAGUUAUGGGCAGCUGAAAGAGUCACAAGUGGCUACAGAAACAUUUCCAAUGGUCUCACUAUUGCAACAAAGAUAGAUAAACAUGCUAACAAUUUGAUGGAAAAGUCUAAGAGGUUGGGUCUCUGGGACGGACAGAGUGAAUUCAAUUUCACCAGAUGUUUCUCAUCUGGUGGUGAUGAACAAAGGCAGCAAGAAGGUGCCAGAUUGUUGAAAGAGGGAAGCUCUUCAUCAGCAUUUGAUGUGAGGGCCAUGAUGAAUGUUUUAAGACACAAGGACAGCCGUAUUUGCAGAAGUUGUGAUGAUACCUUCCCCACCCAAGGAAGUCAGGUGUCUAGCCUCUCAGAUAAAACGAUAAGUGUGCAUUGGUUCACUGCUACACCAGACCCCAGCAUGUCGUUCUUCAAACCAUUCGUUUUCACCAAGAAUGCCCAAGCGUCUCCAUUCAUUGUGAGCCCGGAUAAGCCACUUAGAGAACAUCACCUUUAUAAGUUGCAUAUGGAACGCAUAUCUGCAAGCGACAAUGAAGACGUUGCGAAGGUUAUACAAGUGCUGGAAGAAGAUCGCCUUGCAGAGAUUGAGACAUAUGCUAAUGAUAUUCCAACCGGCCAAAACACACAUGAUAAACUUGAUAACCUAUUGAAAGACUGUGCAGAGACUGAAGUAAACUUAUAUGCAAUUUAA